AUGCAGCAGCAAGGAUAUAUUAUUGAUGGCCAAUACCGUGUAAUCAAGCUUCUGGGAAGUGGGGCCUUUGGGGAUGCGUUCCUGGUGGAACACAUCAGGCUUAAGUCUUUAUUUGUCCUCAAGUGCUCAAAGUCGGCGAAAAGUAACGAUCUUGUCCUUGUAGAGGCAAAAAACAUGCUGUUGACUACGAGCGACCAUGUCGUUCGAUGCCAUAGAGCAUGGAUUGAACCAUUGGAUAAUCGAUGCUACAUGCUGCUAGAGUACUGUGACGGAGGGGACCUGGAGGAUUACCUUGGCCUCGCCUUUCCUUUUUCGGAGCCUCAACUGAUUUCGAUGUUUGCACAGUUGUUGCUGGGGCUUGACCAUGUUCAUCUGAAGCACCUCAUUCACCGGGACAUUAAGCUACAAAAUCUCUUGUUGCAGCGUUCCACUGGUAUUGUAAAGAUUGGUGAUUUUGGCCUAAGUAAAGCCCUUCAAUUUACAGAUGAAGUCUCUGUUACAAGUUUGGGAACACCACUGUACUUCUCUCCAGAGGUCGUGUCUGGUUUGGAGUAUACCAGGAAGACAGAUGUUUGGAGCAUGGGCGUGGCUUUCUAUCGACUGAUGACAAAUGAGCUUCCAUUUCCAGCAACCAGUGUGGAAGAAGUCUGUGAAUAUCUUGGAAAGAUACGAGCAGUGCAUCCAUGUCGACUGAGGGAAGGCUGUUACUCUGAGGAACUUGGAGAUUUGGUAAUGAAGAUGCUAACUAAGAGUCGUACCAAACGGCCCACAGCAAGGGAACUACUUGCACUUCCCAUUUUUGCUCCAGUGCUUUGCUCAUGGCCAUGGCAACCCCCUCGUCUUAAGGGAACAAGUUGUCUCUUUGUCUGUCGGCCGCAUUCCAGUGUUAACGUUCGGUCUCAACCAUCGUUGAAGGCUGAACGAAUUGGAGAAUUUGCAUAUGGCGAUCAUAUAUUUGUGAGCUGUGAGCAUCUGAAGAAUGAGGAGUCGACGUGGUACCGCGUUCUAUAUCCACUGGAGGGAUAUUGCAUCACAGCUACAAAUAAUGGCAAACAACUUUUUCAGAGGGUUGAUGAUCCCACCAGGUGCUCUCCGAUCUCUUGA
This is a messenger RNA of Trypanosoma cruzi, 1104 nucleotides long. RefSeq names its product protein kinase, putative. Lineage: Eukaryota; Euglenozoa; Kinetoplastea; Trypanosomatida; Trypanosomatidae. The record is from RefSeq and is a predicted model, not a curated record. Gene Ontology annotation, biological process: protein phosphorylation. The transcript has a single exon. Bases 1 to 1104 code for a protein of 367 amino acids. Gene Ontology annotation, molecular function: ATP binding; protein kinase activity.